AUGUCGGGUGGCCUCCUGAAGGCGCUGCGCAGCGACUCCUACGUCGAGCUGAGCCAGUACCGGGACCAGCACUUCCGGGGUGACAAUGAAGAACAGGAAAAAUUACUGAAGAAAAGCUGUACACUGUAUGUUGGAAAUCUUUCCUUUUAUACAACGGAAGAACAAAUCUAUGAGCUCUUCAGCAAAAGUGGUGACAUAAAGAAAAUCAUCAUGGGCCUGGAUAAAAUGAAGAAGACAGCAUGUGGGUUCUGCUUUGUGGAAUACUAUUCAAGAGCAGAUGCAGAAAAUGCCAUGCGGUAUAUAAAUGGAACUCGUCUGGAUGACCGGAUAAUUCGUACAGAUUGGGAUGCAGGCUUUAAGGAGGGCAGGCAGUAUGGCCGUGGGCGUUCCGGGGGCCAGGUACGAGAUGAAUAUCGUCAGGACUAUGAUGCUGGAAGAGGUGGCUAUGGAAAACUGGCCCAAAACCAGUGA
This is a messenger RNA of Rangifer tarandus platyrhynchus (Svalbard reindeer), 471 nucleotides long. Lineage: Eukaryota; Metazoa; Chordata; Mammalia; Artiodactyla; Cervidae. The record is from the annotation of a GenBank genome assembly.